Pomacea canaliculata is the source of this 3296-nucleotide messenger RNA. Its product is annotated as mucin-5AC-like. Bases 229 to 3156 code for a protein of 975 amino acids. Lineage: Eukaryota; Metazoa; Mollusca; Gastropoda; Architaenioglossa; Ampullariidae. The transcript has 11 exons. The record is from RefSeq and is a predicted model, not a curated record.
CUGUUAGAAGCAAAUACUUCUAUAUUUGUGCAGUGCCAGAAACAAAUAGUGCCUUGGACCUGCAGUGGCAUCCCACUAAAACAUUAUGUCUGAAGUCAAGGCUCUUUACUUCAAGCAUGAAAGAUGGAUUAAUAUACCUGGAUAUGUAGGUAAACAUCGAUCAAUAACCAGCUGAUUAUCAUCACAAGGAUUACUUGUGAACUUGAUGUGGAAAGGUUGAGCGAAACGAUGCUUGCCAUCAUUAUGUUGUCGAUGUCAACGAUAUUGUCGCGAGGUUUGCUUGUAGUGAUUCUGGCAGAGAUAUGUACAGGUCAGAUACAGAAGCCGUACCAUGAUUGUCCGCGUUACGUAGCGGAGGGCGCUACUGUCAGCUGCACGUGCGCUGUGGCAGACACUGGAUCUCAGAUGACGUCAUUACUAUGGGUCGGAGUAUCGAGUACGUCACGGCUGACCGUUGCCAACGUGUCACGCAGAAACAACGGGAUGGUGUACACGUGUAGACUGACACAGGGUGUUCAAACAUCCGAAACCAGCUACACACUACAAGUAGCUUACGGUCCCUUUGAUAAUUCGACUUCCCUUGUCCAGUCACCGUCUCCACUACUUACUAACGGGUCGAUGUCCUUAAACUUUACCUGCAUCUCCACUGAAGUCAACCCUGAGCCUGUGUACAGCUGGACCGUUACAUGUGUGAGUCCAGUCUUGGGAGGCAAUGUUUGUGUCUACAUCCCUAAGGUCCCGGAUGAUGACGGCAAAAGCGUUGGCUGCUCUGCCAUAUCGCAGUAUUUUGACGGAUUGACACUACCCAAAACAGCUUAUAGUCGUACGAACAUGAACUUGCAAUAUCCACCAGCAACAGCCCCGAACAUAUCAGUCGGCACUGGACAAUCACUUGCCACGGGAGACAACUUGACUUGCACUGUCACUGGCGGUAAGCCCGUCGUGUCGCGAGUGACUUUCUCUUGCUACAACUUGAGUGUCACCGUCCAGUCCGACAUCAUCAUCACGGACAGCGUGGACGUCGUGCAGCAGUCGUCUGUGUCCAGUCCACUGACCGUCCCGUCUUCUGGAUCAUCCAGUGUCCGGUGCAUCUGUACUGCAGAGUGGACACCGCAGCCUGACUUGUACAGACUGUCUACAAGUGUCGACCUGCAGCUUUUGUAUCCACCUACAACUGCCCCAGUAAUAGCAAACUACACCCAGGGUCAGCCCAUGGUGUAUGGCGACACGCUCUCCUGCACUGUCUACGGAGGAAAACCAAUUGUCUCACGAGUUACUUUCUCUUGCUUCAACUUUGCGGAUCUCAACCACACCAAUGACGUCAUUUCCGAUCAAAACGACACGGUGGGCGCCUCGUCUGUGUCCAGUCCUCUGUCCAUACCCCGGGCCGUGACCUUUAACAUCACGUGCACCUGUCGGGCUGUGUGGAUGCCCAGACCUGAACUAUACACACAGUCUGCCAGCGUAACUAUUCCUAUACAAUAUCCGCCAUCUGCUGAACCCGUCAUCUCCGGUUACACACCCAACCAGGCUUUGGCCCCACAAAGUACUCUGGUCUGCACCGUGUCAGGAGGUCAGCCCCUGGUGUCAGAAGUUAUCUUCUCUUGCUUCAACGUCACUGACCUGACUCGGUCCACCCCUGUUCUUGCUGACCAGACAGAUUCCACGAAUGCAUCAUCGGUGUCCAGUUCUGUCACCGUCCCCUUGUUGGGGCUGUCACAGAUAGUUUGCUCAUGUCGAGCAGUCUGGCUCCCACGCCGGGACAUGUACACCCUGAACACUACCGCCACAGUAGCACUGCAGUAUCCACCCAGCACCAGUCCCGUCAUUUCGGGGUACACGCCAGGGGAGACAAAGAUUGCGGGAGACAACCUCAACUGCACAGUCUCAGGCGGAGUGCCUCAAGUGACAAGAGUGAACUUCUCUUGUUUCAACGCCUCUGACACGUCACUAGUGACGCCGAUUGCUGGUGACCAGUCGGACACAGUCUCGGGGUCAGCGGUGUCCAGUCAAGUGACGAUCCCGGGGUCUGGUACGUCCAGCGUGAGCUGCGUUUGCAGUGCUGUGUGGUCCCCAGUGCUUCAGGCGUACACGGCGACAGCCAACGUCACUGUACCCGUCCAGUACCCUCCCAGCCAAGAUCCUGUCAUAUCCGGUUAUACGGACGGACAGACGCUCAAGCCCGGAGACUCAAUAUCCUGUAGUGUUGCGGGAGGUAACCCACUCGUCUCCCAAGUUAUCUUCUCCUGCUAUAACUUGUCGGAUGUGACGUACGCGAGUCCCGUGGUGUCGGACCAGCAGGACAACAAGACGCUGACCGCUGUGACCAGCUCCGUGACGGUCCCCUUUGCAGGGCUGACUGCCGUCACGUGUGUCUGCAGCGCCACUUGGUCACCAAGACCCUCGGUGUACACCAGUACCACAAAAGUCAGCAUCUCCCUGCAGUAUCCUCCAUAUGUGGCACCUGUGAUAUCAGGCUACAGAGCGGGGCGUGAGGUUGUCACAGGUGACAGCCUUGUGUGCACCGUGUCGGGGGGAAAACCCCUAGUCUCCAACGUGACCUUGACCUGCUCCAGCGUCACGACGCCCUCUGUGGUGCUGAUCAGUGACGGGCCGGACACCACAGGAGUCACGACGGUGACCAGCUCUGUGACGAUUCCAGCAUCAGUGACGUCAGAUGUGACGUGCGUGUGUACAGCUGUGUGGGUGCCGCAACCUGGGUACUACCUGCUGCUCGACUCUGUCAACCUCACCGUGAAAUACCCUCCCAGUCAGGAUCCUGUCAUAGCCGGGUAUACCCCAGGACAGACCCUGACCUCCGGUGACCGCCUCAAUUGUAGUGUUGCGGGUGGCAACCCUCUGGUCUCUCAGGUUAUCUUUUCGUGUCCUAACAUCCUACCUGACCAACCAGACACGUCACAGUCCGCUGCAGUCUUCAGCUCGCUGACCAUUCCAUCGACAGCCAUGACAGACGCUGUGUGCACGUGUCGGGCUGAGUGGAGUCCUAAACCACAGCUGUACACGAGAAAUACAAGCAUAGUCAUCAGCACUAAUUAUCCUCCCAGCACGCCUCCCGCAAUAACCGGCUACGGAGCAGGAAACACUGUAGUAACGGGAGACAACCUGACAUGCAGUGUCAGUGGCGGCAGCCCUUAGUCUCAAGAGUUAUCUUUUCCUGCUUUAGCGUCAGUGAUGUCAUCAACGACCAGCCAGACGUCACACUUUCUACGUCAGUCACAAGUUCCGUCAUCAUUCCUACGCAAAAUACAAAUGUUUUGACGUGCGCGUGUCGUGCU